UCCAACUUGUAUUUUUCCUAUAUUCCCAACCCAUUAAGUGCGAAAUCCACACCCGGAUCGGAAGGGGGCGGGGGAUUACUUUGGGGCUAAACUGGAGGCUAAGACUCGGAUGCGGUCUAUGCACUUUGCGCACACAACAACACUACAAAGGCAAACAAUCUGUUAUUGACGCCGACGUUGACGUCGACGUCGCCGUCGCAUUGUUGUUAUUUCUGUUUUGGACAUCACCUGCAAUUUCGAAUUUAGUUUUAGUUUUAGUUUUGGGUUCUUGGCGAACGGACGCGCCUCAAAAUAUUAUAUAUUUUUGGUUGAACUGUGCGAUGCUAAAAUCAAUAUUGGCCGUGGCCCGUUUGCACCUGGAAGAGCUGUUUUCCAGGAUCCUGGGGUACAUCAUGCGCCGCUUCCUGCGCUCGGCCAUGAUCGUCUUCAGCUGGUUCGUGGUCCCCUACAGCCGCUACACCAACAUCAAGGUGCUGCGGCGCAAACUGCCGCCCAUCCGGAGCCACCUGCUCGAGAUUCCCGCCGUCGACCUGGCCAAGCUGAUUCGCACCAGAAAGAUUAAAAGCGAAGAGGUCGUGGAAGCCUAUAUCGAACGAUGUCGACAGGUGAAUCCCCUGAUAAAUGCCAUCGUUCAGGAUCGUUUCGAGGAGGCGCUGGAGGAGGCCCGCGAGAUAGACAACGUGAUAGCCAUGGGCAUCAACAGCGUGGACUCGAUGGAGGAGCUCACGCCACUGCUGGGCAUUCCGGUGACCGUCAAGGAGAGCAUCGCCGUUAAGGGGAUGACCAACCAGGCCGGUCGUGUCUUCAAGACUCCGCAGAUUGCCAAGUCGGAUGCGCCCGUGGUGGAGCAGAUAAAGCGCUCCGGCGGCAUCAUCCUGCUGGUGUCCAACACACCGGAGUUGUGCCUGCUCUGGGAGACAUACAACAAUGUCACGGGUCAGACGAAGAAUCCGUACGAUCUGAAACGCACGCCGGGCGGAUCCUCGGGUGGCGAGGCGGCCCUCCUGGCCAGCGGUGCCUCCCUGCUGGGCCUCACCUCGGACAUAGGUGGCUCCUCACGCCUGCCGGCCAUGUUCAGUGGCAUUUGGGGCCACAAGCCCACGCCGUAUGCGGUAUCCUUCCGGGGUCAUCAUCCGACGAGUGACUUCCCCAAGUGGGGCGACUUCUUCACCAUCGCCCCGAUGACUCGCUACGCCAAGGAUCUGCCGCUGCUGCUCAAGUGCAUGAGCGAUCCCACGGGUCCCAAGCUGACGCUGGACAGGGCGAUCAGUGUAAACGGGAUCCGGUUCUUCUUCAUGGACAAUGAUGGACCGUCGGGCAUGAUGCGACCGCUCAGCAGGGAUCUGCAUGCGGCCAUUAACCGCGUGGCCACCGACUUCAAUGCCAAGCGGGUGAAUAUCCGCAAGAUGAAGUGGUCGUUGGAUAUUUCGCUGUCGGCAAUGCUGACCAUGAAGAACAUCGAGACCAUCUACCACAAGACGGAGGAGGGCGAGCAGCCCAAGACCGUGUGCAAGGAGACGGUCAAGUACUUCUUUGGCUGCUCGGACAGCAUCCUGCCGUCGGUGAUCUUCGGCCACCUGCAGAACUUCAUGAAGAUCAUACCGAACUCGCGCCACAAGCAUUUGGCCAGCAUCAUCGAGGCGCUCAAGACUGAAUUCAAGGAGAUGCUGGGCAACGACGGCGUCUUCCUCUACCCGACCUUCCCCAACACGGCGCACCAGCACUACCAGAUCUACCACAAGCUGCUGGAGCCGAUGUACAUGGCCAUCUUCAAUACGCUUGGCCUGCCGGUGACCAACUGCAUGAUCGGCUUGGAUCGGCGCAACCUGCCCAUGGGUAUCCAGGUGGUGGCCAAUCCGGGCCAGGAUCACCUCUGCCUGGCGGUGGCGCGUGAAAUGGAGCGCCGCUACGGCGGAUGGGUACGUCCUCCGUCCGAGGACAGCCACAGCAGCAAUGGGAGCAGCAAGCAGCGUGGCUAGGAAGCUUUAGCUGGAAGAUCGGCCUUAAUCCUGUGCGUGAUUCACUUGAACUUUGUUUUGUUUUUAGCUAAUUGUACACUGUCGAGCAGUUAGGGAAUUUCAGAGAGACUUCAAACGGAUUUAGACUAAUCCCUGUUAUCAGCCGCAACUGGUUGAAUGGUAGAAAGGAAUCCCUAGAGCAACCUCUUUAUUUUAUCAGCAUUAUAUUCGACCACACAUCACACCACAAAACAUUCGGGACCCUUAAAAUUAAUAAUCCCUCUCGCUUCAUUACCCAUUGUAUUAAAUUAUUGUCAAAAACUUCUCUGAGUUUGAAAUUCGUAUUCGUAUUUGUAUUAUCUUUACCUAUAUGUAAAUAUUCGUCUAGCAUCUAAGUGUUAGGUUUAUGUCGCGUCCGGCAAAGAUCGAUAAAUAUAUCCAGUAUGUGUAUGUACAUUUUGUAGCGUCUCGUUAAAACAACUUUACAACUUUACGACUUUUGCAAAGAACCAAAUUCGUUGAAUAAAUACGUAACAGAAAAAAUA
Drosophila rhopaloa is the source of this 2503-nucleotide messenger RNA. RefSeq names its product fatty-acid amide hydrolase 2. Lineage: Eukaryota; Metazoa; Arthropoda; Insecta; Diptera; Drosophilidae. The record is from RefSeq and is a predicted model, not a curated record. The coding region runs from base 321 to 1979 and encodes 552 amino acids. The transcript is spliced from 5 exons.